UCUAUAAGUUUUGUUAGUUUAGAAGGGAGCAGACAUGCUUUUUCACCGCCUCGGUCUUUUCCGGUUAUCCCGUAGCGUGAGCGAGAAUGAAGCAAAUUGUAACAAAUCAAACUGUGAAAAUACCUGAGGGACUGACUGUUACAGUCAAGUCCCGUUUGGUUACCGUGAAAGGACCAAGGGGUGUUCUCAAACGUUCUUUCAAACACCUUGCACUCGAUAUUCGUAUGGUAAGUCCAAGGUUACUGAAAGUUGAAAAAUGGUUUGGCACAAAGAAAGAAUUAGCAGCUGUUCGCACAGUUUGUUCUCAUAUUGAAAAUAUGUUGAAAGGUGUAACUAAAGGUUACCAGUACAAAAUGCGAGCAGUAUACGCUCAUUUCCCUAUUAAUUGUGUCACGACAGAAAGUAACACAGUCAUUGAAAUUCGUAAUUUCUUGGGCGAGAAGUACAUUCGUCGCGUUAAAAUGGCACCAGGCGUGACUGUAACAAAUUCAGCCAAACAAAAAGAUGAACUGAUAAUCGAAGGAAACUCCUUGGAAGACGUCUCUCGUUCUGCUGCCCUUAUACAGCAAUCAACAACUGUAAAGAACAAGGAUAUUAGGAAGUUCUUAGAUGGUCUUUACGUAUCUGAAAAAACAACAGUUGUACAAGAAGAAUAAAUUUUAUGAAAAAUGUGAA
Molecule: messenger RNA, 675 nt
Organism: Hylaeus anthracinus
Lineage: Eukaryota; Metazoa; Arthropoda; Insecta; Hymenoptera; Colletidae
Gene: RpL9
Product: 60S ribosomal protein L9
Exons: 4
Coding region: 87-656 (189 amino acids)
Biological process (GO): cytoplasmic translation
Cellular component (GO): cytosolic large ribosomal subunit; ribosome
Molecular function (GO): structural constituent of ribosome; rRNA binding
Source: RefSeq, a predicted model, not a curated record